Carassius carassius (crucian carp) is the source of this 3341-nucleotide messenger RNA. Its product is annotated as cullin-3-B-like. The transcript is spliced from 16 exons. The coding region runs from base 137 to 2461 and encodes 774 amino acids. Lineage: Eukaryota; Metazoa; Chordata; Actinopteri; Cypriniformes; Cyprinidae. Gene Ontology annotation, cellular component: Cul3-RING ubiquitin ligase complex. Gene Ontology annotation, biological process: ubiquitin-dependent protein catabolic process; protein ubiquitination. Gene Ontology annotation, molecular function: ubiquitin protein ligase binding. The record is from RefSeq and is a predicted model, not a curated record.
GCGAGAUGUCAUCCAGUCGUCCGCCAUCGCUGUAGAGACAGAGGGAGAGAGUAAGCUACAAGGACUCAAACCUGGGGGGAAAGAGGGCGAUAUUUGUCCGUGUUUCCCCUCAGCACACCCACCCUAACGUCUGUUGAUGGCAUCGCUCCCUAACCCAAACAUGUCCAGCCUCAAACCCGGCACCAAGAAGGACACCAAAAUGCGGAUCCGCGCUUUCCCCAUGACCAUGGAUGAGAAGUAUGUGAAUAACAUCUGGGAUCUUCUGAAGAACGCCAUCCAGGAGAUCCAGCGGAAGAACAACAGCGGGCUGAGCUUUGAGGAGCUCUACAGGAACGCCUAUACCAUGGUGCUUCACAAACAUGGGGAGAAGCUCUACACGGGCCUCAGAGAAGUGGUCACCGAACACCUCAUCAACAAAGUGCGUGAAGACGUGCUUCACUCUUUAAAUAACAAUUUCCUGCAGACGUUAAAUCAAGCAUGGAAUGAUCAUCAGACUGCCAUGGUCAUGAUUAGAGACAUUUUGAUGUACAUGGAUCGUGUGUAUGUUCAGCAGAAUAACGUGGAGAACGUCUACAAUCUCGGCUUGAUCAUCUUCAGAGAUCAGGUUGUGCGGUAUGGCUGCAUCAGAGAUCAUCUCAGACAAACUCUACUGGACAUGAUCGCUCGAGAACGUAGAGGAGAGGUGGUGGACAGAGGGGCCAUCAGGAAUGCCUGUCAGAUGCUGAUGGUUUUGGGCUUAGAAGGUCGGUCCGUCUACGAGGAGGAUUUUGAAAUCCCAUUUUUAGACAUGUCUGCUGAGUUCUUCCAGAUGGAAAGUCAGAAGUUCUUAGCGGAGAACAGCGCCAGCGUUUACAUCAAGAAAGUGGAGGCUCGGAUAAACGAAGAGAUUGAACGAGUGAUGCACUGCCUGGAUAAAUCGACAGAGGAGCCCAUUGUGAAGGUGGUAGAGAGAGAGCUCAUCUCCAAACAUAUGAAGACCAUCGUGGAGAUGGAGAACUCGGGCCUGGUCCACAUGCUCAAGAAUGGAAAGACGGAAGACCUGGCGUGCAUGUAUAAGUUGUUCGGUCGGGUUCCUAACGGGCUGAAGACGAUGUGUGAAUGCAUGAGCUGGUACCUCAGAGAACAGGGUAAAGCGCUGGUGUCUGAGGAAGGAGAGGGCAAGAACCCAGUUGACUACAUCCAGGGUUUGUUGGACUUGAAGUCACGCUUCGACCGGUUCCUGCAGGAGUCCUUCAACAACGACAGGCUCUUCAAACAGACUAUCGCUGGAGACUUUGAGUAUUUCCUCAACCUCAAUUCCCGAUCACCCGAGUACCUCUCGCUCUUCAUCGACGACAAACUCAAAAAAGGAGUGAAGGGGCUGACAGAACAGGAGGUGGAGUCUAUCUUGGAUAAAGCCAUGGUACUGUUCAGGUUCAUGCAGGAGAAGGACGUAUUUGAACGUUACUACAAACAGCACCUGGCAAGAAGACUCUUAACCAAUAAGAGCGUUUCAGAUGACUCGGAGAAAAAUAUGAUCUCCAAACUAAAGACGGAGUGUGGUUGUCAGUUCACCUCUAAACUGGAGGGCAUGUUUAGGGAUAUGAGCAUCUCUAAUACCACUAUGGAUGAAUUCCGCCACCACCUGCAGACAUCACAGGGGUCCCUCUGUGGUGUUGAUCUCACAGUGAGAGUUCUGACCACAGGUUACUGGCCCACACAGUCAGCCACGCCAAAAUGCAACAUCCCACCCUCUCCACGCCAUGCUUUUGAGGUCUUCAGAAGGUUUUAUUUGGCUAAGCACAGCGGCAGGCAACUCACACUCCAGCACCACAUGGGUUCUGCAGACCUCAACGCCACCUUCUACGGUGCCAUCAAGAAGGAGGAUGGCUCAGAUGUUGGUGUCGGCGGGGCACUACUAACAGGCUCAAACACACGGAAGCACAUUCUGCAGGUGUCCACCUUCCAGAUGACCAUCCUCAUGCUCUUCAACAACAGAGACAAGUUUACCUUUGAGGAGAUCCAGCAGGAGACAGACAUCCCGGAGCGUGAGUUGGUCCGGGCCCUGCAGUCUCUAGCCUGCGGGAAACCCACCCAGAGAGUUCUCACGAAAGAGCCCAAGAGUAAAGAGAUCGAGAGCGGCCACGUGUUUACAGUCAACGACCAGUUUACCUCCAAAUUGCACAGAGUCAAAAUACAAACAGUUGCUGCUAAGCAAGGCGAGUCAGACCCAGAGCGCAAGGAGACGCGGCAGAAAGUAGACGAUGACAGGAAACAUGAAAUUGAGGCUGCCAUUGUUCGCAUCAUGAAGUCCAGGAAGAAGAUGCAGCACAACGUACUGGUAGCAGAGGUGACCCAGCAGCUGAAGGCACGGUUCCUGCCGAGCCCCGUGGUCAUUAAAAAACGCAUUGAAGGACUUAUAGAAAGAGAAUAUUUGGCCCGGACACCAGAGGAUCGUAAAGUCUACACGUACGUGGCAUAGUGGAUCACAUGGCUGCACAAGGAGAUGAGCGAGCAACACAAAGACAGAAAAAAUAAAAAGAUUCUGGACUGCUUUUCGCAUGGACUGGGAAGUUCCUUUUAAACAAAAGAUGAACUCUGGGUAGCGGACUUCAUUUAAAAGCAAACCAAGAAAUAUAAACCAUACAGUCGGGAAAAUAAUCAGGAAGCAAAAUAAGAAAUCCAUAAUUGUGUUCUAGAUUAUUUUUAAUUAGAUCACUCCCACUCUUUUGAGAAUUUCUGCUAUGAAUGGAUCCAGCUUCAGUCUCUUCACUGUUUUACCCUCGUAGAGAUCAAAAUGAAAAUAAUUCCUUGGGAAAAUGUGAAUGCACUGCACAUGUUGUUUUAUUUUUGUUUUUAAAUACUGUGUAAAAGACAGAAUUAUUAAAACCCUUAACAAAACAGUCAAAAACGUGGCUAUGGAAAUAAAAAAAAAUAAAAAAAAUAAAUAAAAAAAACAUUGAUAUUGAACCAUUUGCUGCUUUUUGCAGAAGCCAUUGUGGUUUCCACAGUAACGUCAAGGCACAGAGAUGGUGCGGAUGCUCAACAUGUCAAUGUAAUUUCAUUCCUGGUUUAUUAAACAAAUACAAAUGUUCCUCACUGUCCCUGCUGACCGCGUCUCCCGAGGCACGUGAAAUAAAAAGCAGCCAAAUGACUGGGAGAAUUAGCCGCUACAUCACCAUCUCCAAUUUCCUCUUAUUAAAGCUCUAAAACGCCAUUACUGCCAAACUUGAAUUAUGUGUGGCCCUGGUCCAAACAGAAUCAAAUUUUUUUUAGAAAUGGACAGAGCAGAUGAGCCCAUUUCACCGAUACUCCCUCAUGAAAUAAAAGUUAGCUAAAAAAAAAGGCAGCGGGAAGCAAAA